GCUACACUUCUACAGCAUACCUACAAGCAAUGGCUGCUGCUCCUACUAGUUCUCUGCAGACUGCUGCCAAUAGGAAGAAAGCACCUUCAAGAAGUUUAGUAGUUAAAGGUGGCGAGAUAGGGAUUAUGAAUAAUGGUAGCUUCACAAGCCAUACCAAUUUUUCGAUGGAGAUUGAACACGCUGUUCGAUCACCACAUGGUGCGUCGGUUAGCCUAUUUGAAUACGUCUAUAACAUAAAAACUUCCUCUGGGGUGCAUAAAUCUUGUUUUGUUAGUAACGAGGACACGCAAACGAUACGGAGCUUUGCCAGAGUCGCUUCAAAGUCGCACGAGGUUCUUCAAUGGGCCUCAAUAUCUGAGCGAUUAUGGAGUCUUUACAUUCUCAGUAUGGCUAAAGAUUAUCAAAAGAGUACCUUCUACAGACAAAAGAUUCUUGUUUCCAGAGUGGGAAGGCAGCCUCAUUCUGAUGUGUGGGUUUUGUCACCUACGGUGCAAAUUGAUUCAAAGGGACAGUUCAUUGAACAUGAAAGACAGGAAUAUUUUUGGUUUGAUGAUUACAUGAAUGUGCUCCUGACCAAGCCCAGAGUGAUUUCAAUGGAAAUCGUGACUCCGCUUUCUGUUCAACCAAUGGUGGAACUGCUGUCUGCUACAAAGCGGUGUUUGGCCAACAACUAUAUCAGUUCUUUUUUGACUGUUGCAGGAGCUACCUUAAUUUUACAUUAUGACUCCAUUCUUGAGUUUCAGGAUGAAUGUCCAUUGGUUCUCUGUCAUAGCUCAACUCCUGGAGCAGGAAAGUCUACGUCUCUCAGAAAUGCUCUAAGUUUACUUGGGGCAGACAGAGUACAUAUUACAGGGCCAGACACACAUCCAGCUGUGAUUGUUCGAUGGGCUUCUGGAACUACAAUUCCUAUUGCCAUUGAUGAUGUUAGAAGUGCAAAGAAAGCAGAAAGUAUUGCUGUUCAAUUCUUUAACGGAAACUCUCAAAGGAUACUGCAUAUUCCUUUCUUUUCUCCUGUGCGAUCUCCUGAAAGUACAGAGCUGAGAGAGAAUGAGAUUCGUCUGAAGGAAGCAAGGAAAAAUGCAUCUUCAGCCAUCGGAAUAUUGAUAGCAAUUGGACACAGGAUUGCCUCACCAGACAUGCAGCAGCAUCUGAGCAACAUCACUUUACCUUUUGUAAUAGGCAAAAUUCCUCAUGUGCACUUUAGGGUACAAAAAAGUUAUGCACUCCUUCUCCUAGUAUCUCAACUUCUUUGCGAGCAUCUUCCAGCCAGUGUGAUAACUUACCAGGAUAUCAUGGAUUUCUUUAGUAAUGAAUGGGCACGCGUCAUCUGUCAAAUUCAGUUACAUGGCAGUGAUGUGUUAUCGGAUUUUUUCAGACAGUUGAUACAUGUUAUGAAUGCGAUGGAAGUGUAUGAGAUUCUGCAAAUGAUACGACCAUCUGUCAGGCACAGAGGCGAGCCAUCUAUAGCUCUGUACAUGCCUAUGGUGAGGGAACAUUGUGAACUUAGUUGCGAGAUGGAACGUAAAGUGAAAGACACAGUGAGAGACAUUGGAGGCAGUAUCAAUUCAUCUGGGCUGUUCUUAUCGACCACUUCAAAGGAUUCCAUAGUAUCGAAGGCAAAUGGUGUAAAUAGGAGGUCAGUUCUUUUUGUUGCUAGAAGCAAGUUGAAUUCGGAUCUAAUUCAAUUACUGGACAAUGCCUUUUCCAAAAAUCAGUCUCCUGGUUCAACUCUUAUCCCAAGCAAUGGAUCUACAUGUAUACCAGUACCUUCACAAUCACCAGAUGAGGACACACCAUCAAUACCAGUUCCACUGCCAUCUCCAGUUCAAGAAGAACCAACUUUACCAACACCAACUAUACUAGUUCCGUCACGAUCUUUGGCAGAUGAAGAAGAAGAAACAACUUUACCAACACCAAAUAUACUAGAUGAAGAAGAAACACCUUCACCUUCACCAUCUAUACUAGUUCCGUCACAAUCUUUGGCAGAUGAAGAGGAAGAAACAUCUUUACCAUCACCAAAUAUACUAGUUCCAUCACAAUCUCUAGCAGAUGAAGUAACGCCAUCACCAUCAAUACCAGUUUCAGCACCAUCUCGAGAUGAGGAAACAGUGACAUUCACUACUCCAAAGAGGAUAACUAGAGGAGGUGCUGAACUUGUAUCCCUGUCUUCAAGAUCUGAAGCUUUAAUAAGACCUGUAGAAAAAGAUGAUAAAUUAUCUUCCCAGGAAAAAAAUCUUACGUAAGAUCUUACUUAAGAUCUUAUGAAACCUUAAAAUGAUCAUGCAUGAUUAAUCAUGCCUGUUCUUGCCAGAUUAUUAGACAAGAAGUUCCAAAUUCUUGCCAAGAUCUUAUGAUAAAUCUUGUCAAGAUCUUAUGAUAAAUCUUACAUGAUCAGACAUGAUCAGACGAUUAAUCUUA
This is a messenger RNA of Amphimedon queenslandica, 2418 nucleotides long. RefSeq lists its product as uncharacterized. Bases 30 to 2243 code for a protein of 737 amino acids. The transcript is spliced from 16 exons. The record is from RefSeq and is a predicted model, not a curated record. Lineage: Eukaryota; Metazoa; Porifera; Demospongiae; Haplosclerida; Niphatidae.